Messenger RNA from Scomber scombrus (Atlantic mackerel), 3852 nucleotides. Its product is annotated as tumor necrosis factor receptor superfamily member 14-like. The coding region runs from base 517 to 1338 and encodes 273 amino acids. Gene Ontology annotation, molecular function: transmembrane signaling receptor activity; protein binding. The transcript has 11 exons. Gene Ontology annotation, biological process: defense response to Gram-negative bacterium; positive regulation of cytokine production involved in immune response; immune response. Gene Ontology annotation, cellular component: external side of plasma membrane; membrane. Lineage: Eukaryota; Metazoa; Chordata; Actinopteri; Scombriformes; Scombridae. The record is from RefSeq and is a predicted model, not a curated record.
GUUAUUAACAUAUAUGCUGUCUGACAUUUCUUACAUGCCAGCAGAGUGAAUAUGAUUAAUUUAACCUUUACUCCUUCCUUGUGAGGUUAUAAAGGGGGAGGAUUUCAAAAUUGUUGUUGUUUGCUAUGACUGGUUCACAGGAGCCAAUCAUAGGAGUCCAUCAUGGACUGACUGAUUGGUCGUCAGUUGAAAGUCUACAUUGGUGAAGGCUGAAAACUGACGACGCAACAAGUAGUGAGCGAAGGAAUAAAGACGGAGGAGACAAAAGUGAGGAAGAACUGCAGGAUGUAUCGAAAAUGGUCGAAGGAAAACAAGGAGAAAAUAAACAACUGAUUCAAGAAAGAAGAGAGUGCAACUGAUUCCAGAUUUAAAGAAAAAGGAGAAAGAGAAACACACAGAGGCAGAUGGCCUCUGAUGGAGACAUGAACAUAUUCAAAGCAGAAGGCAGAAAAACAGUGUCCUCCAUUUGAAUUAGGAUUGUAGGUUUCAUCUCAUUCUGGAUAUCACUUACAGUCUAUGGAGUUGAUGAAAACUGCUAACAUGUCAUAUGAAAAGUCUUGGAGAAGAAAACCUUUGAACACUUUAACGUUUCUGAUAAUCAUGAGGAAUGCCUUCAGUGUUCUUAGCCUCACAUGUCAUCCUGCUGAGUACUUAAUUGGGAAAGAAUGCUGUCCAAAGUGUCCUCCUGGAAAUCGAGUGAAAACAGAUUGUACAGAGUUCAGAAGUACUUCUUGUCUUCCCUGUAUUACUGGAAGCUACAUGGAUGAACCAACAGGACAUAAACAGUGCUUCCCCUGUACAAACUGUGAUUCAGGUUCUGGUUUGAGGAUAAAGACAUCAUGCACAACAUUAUCAAAUGCAGUUUGUGAACCUCUGGAUGGAUUCUAUUGUACAGACUCUGAUAAAGACAACAAACACAACUGUAUAGCAGCACAGAAACACACAAGCUGUGAACCAGGACAAUAUAAAAGCCAAAAAGGAACGGCCUUCACAGACACUGAGUGCACUCACUGCAGUAGUGACACAUUUUCAGAUGGGACAUCUACAUCUUGUCAGUCACAUACAAAAUGUGAAUCAUUAAAUCUUCAGCUGAUAAAAGCAGGAACUGCUUCAACUGAUGCAGAAUGUGGAGAACAUAGUUCAAACACAACAGUAAUUGUGGGCCCUGUCUUUGGGACACUUGCUGUGGCGCUUGUAAUCGCAAUUGGGAUAUUUGUUGCAUUUCGGUGGAGGAAAAAAAGUUCUCAAAACUCAGAUAAAAGAAAUGAUGAAGAUGCUCCAUCACAGGAACCUCUGAGAUUAGAGGGCCUAUCAUCAGUGAGAACAGUUCCAGGUUGAAAUCAGUCAGCCAUGAUGUUCACCUGACAGCAUUGUCCAGGAUACUGGAGCCUGUCCUCAGACACACUGGAUGAGUCAUGAGGUCACACCAGUCUAUCACAGAGCAGCUGCAUGUGUUUAGUCUGCAGGAGGAAUCUGGAGGACAUGCACACAGACAUGAGGAGGAUGUACAAACUAUGAGAUGACAAUACAACAAAUGCCAUUUCAUUGUUCUUGUUGUUGGGCCUCAUAGCUCAUGCAUGAGACAAAGCAGACCUGCCUGCAGUAAGUCUGAUAAAGAAAGGACUCCAAAUGGACUUCAACUCCCACCAUGAUCUGCUCAGCUGACACAUAUGUGUGAAAUCUGACAAAGGCAAAAUCUUGGUUCCCACUGGACGAGACCUGCCAGAAACACCUGGGAAUUUCACCUUCACAGCUGUGAUGUCACAGAAAAAAGAAAAUCAUCUGUAACUAGAACAAUCAAUCUCACUGGAUGAGUAGACUUGUGUGUUCAAACCAGCAGGUUACUGGGUCCAAAGACGUAUUUCCUGGUCAAUAAUCCAACUGUAUUUGCUGCAGCUUGAUGUGGUCAUUGUUGUGAUUUUUUUUCCAUUUGUGUAUUCAUUGCAUUCAUUUCUUGUGAUAAAAAUCAUAAACAACCUUUGAGAAAAGAAUAUUAAAAGAACAAUAUGUAUGAUAAACUAGUGUAUAUAGCAAAACAAUGAAUAGUUUGAGAAACACUAGUCUGUGUCAUACUGAGAGAACAUUUUUAAAAGUCAUAGUAAUUAAAUCCAUGAUAUUCUUUGGAUGGGAAGACAUUCCUGAUGACAUUAACAACACAUGCUGGAAUUAGGAUCCUGUUCUUCCUGCUCAGAUGAUCCCAACACCACAGAGUGAACUAUCUGUAGACUGUGAGCCUGACCAGACUGACAGGAAGAGGUUGGUAAGGAUUCAUAUAUGGAUGUAAAGCUAUGCUAACUAAUCAUGAUCAUCAUUUUCCAGCAUUACAUCAUAUUAAAUAACCAUGUGUAGUGUGAGCUGGAACACUGUCAAAUAUUUCAUUCAAUACAAAAAUGUACCAUAUGACUAAUACACUACAAUCAUAAUUAAUAUUAUUGUUAGUCAUACCUUAAAGUAUGUGUAAUUUUAACAAUCACAGUAUACUGCAAUGAAUAAUUAAAUGUGACAGGUAUGGACAAAUCAGGUUCAGGUUGUAUAAAGGAGCAGGAUGCUGUUUUAUCAAUUUAGUCCAUAUUCAGCUGUUUCAUUAUGGUCUGUACUAUCAUAUCUUCCUCUGCAUAACAUGUAUAUUAGUUCUGUUUGCAUCUUACUUUUGGGUCCAUUUUAGAUCCACUACAUGUCUACAAUGUAGCCUAGCAGCAGUUUCUUACUAUUUUUUUUUCUUUUCUUAUUAUCUUAUCUAUUAAGCUUAUUCUUCUAAUUUUGAAUUGCUGCAUAACAAGUGAAUUUCCCCUGUGGUUAUCAAUAAAGUUUCAUUCAUUCAAUCUAACCUGCAUGGUUUCCGCAGGCACAAACACUCCUCUGGCACCGGUGAACAUCCAGGGAAUGGACAUUGAGACAGACACAUCUUACAAGUACUUGGGAGUUCACCUGAACAAUGAACUGGACUGGACUGACAACACCACUGCACUUCAUGAGAAAAAGGCCAGAACAGACUUUACUUGCUCAGGAGACCGAGGUACUCAUCUCAUACUCAUCUUUUAUGUGGUGGUCUGCUGGGGUAGCAGUGUCUCGGCUCAUCUCAACGGGAAGAGACUGCAUGAACUGAUAAAGAAAGCCAGCUCUGUCCUGGGAUGCCCCAUUGACCGAUAAAGGGUGGUAAAAGUGCAGAAUGAUGGCCAACCUGUCAUCUCUGAUGAGCAACAACUCCCACCCCCAUGCAGGACAGCGACUGCUGGAGAGCUCCUUCAGCGACAGACUGCUUCACCCAAAGUGUGUGAAGGAGAGAUAUUGCAGGUCCUUCCUCACUGCAGUUGUUGGACUGUACCAUCAGCACUGCUCCUAGUAACCCCCCCCCCCCCAAUGGACAAUUUCACAAACUGCACUUUUACAUGUCUGUGCAUUUUACAUUUUUUCAUGUCUGUGCAAUAUAAGUAUUUUAGAUAUACUACUACUUCAGUUCAACUGUUAAAUAUUAUUAUUAAUUACAGUUCCAUUCCAUUUAGGUUUAAGAGGGACAGGUUCCUGCUAUUGCUCAAGUGUAAGGGGAGGUCACACUUAAUACUUGCCACUUAAGCCUAUAGGAGUUGUUUUCUUUUUCUCCGAUUUUUUAAUAAGGCAAAUACAUUCCCUGUAUUUUCUGGUUGUAUUCUUAUAAAGAGACUUAAAAUAUGAUGUUUUUAUAUUUUUGUUUUUACUAUUUAUUUUUUCAAAAAUGUCAAAUAAAUCAAAUUAAAUAAAUGUUGACAGUAGCUGCGACAUAAACACCAACUAACAUUAGAAAUAAUAAGGAGGCAGUGACGUGGCACAGGAUUCAGUGUUUUGAGUGGAUUGCCAAUAAAGUAGACAACCUUU